Cannabis sativa is the source of this 618-nucleotide messenger RNA. RefSeq lists its product as uncharacterized. The record is from RefSeq and is a predicted model, not a curated record. The transcript is spliced from 2 exons. NCBI's taxonomy places the organism in Eukaryota, Viridiplantae, Streptophyta, Magnoliopsida, Rosales, Cannabaceae. The coding region runs from base 133 to 480 and encodes 115 amino acids.
ACAUAUACUUUAAAAGCCAGUCAGAAAUCUCAGCUUAUAUUAUUAUUAUAUAUAACCUUACAUAUAUUUUUAUGAUCACAACCCCCUUGUGGUGUGUACUAGGAGAGCUAAUAUUAUAAUUAUUAAUUAACAAUGAAAAUGAUGAUGAGGGGAAUAAUGGGUUUGAUGGUGGUGAUGAUGAUGAUGAUGAUGAUGAUGAUGAGUUAUGGGGUGGAAGUUGCUAGUGCACAACUUAGCAACGCGCAGUGCCAUGAGGAGAGAAGGAUUGGGCUGAACGCGUGCAAGCCGGUGCUGAUUGGGAUGCCUCCCUCGGCGGCGUGUUGCCAACGAGUAAGGGUGACUCAUGUUCAGUGUGUUUGCCAAGCUAUAACGCCCAAACUGGCUGCCUAUAUCGAUCUCAAACGCGCCAUUCCCCUUAUCCAAGGCUGCGGUCGCAGGGUCCCUCGCCACUUCAAGUGUGGAAGCAUCACUACUCCGUGAAAGGCAUAAUUAAGAUGUGGUUAUUGAAAGGGACGCAUAAAUUUAUUAUCUAUUUGUGAGAAUAAGUGUGUGUGGGCUAGCCUUUCCCCUAGUAUUUGAUGUUGCCUGCAAUUUUACUUCAAUAUAUAUCAAGAGAUU